AUGACGGAACAGGUAGUUCUUGGGUUCCUAGAAAAGAACGAAGAGAUAUCGGAUUCUAGGGUUUUCGCCGAGGAGGAUAAAAUCAACCACGAUGAACUUGAGAACAUCAUUAAGAGUCUAAAAGCCCACGAACGCGUCGAUUUCAAGCUCACAAAUCAGGACAGAUGGGAGUUAACCGACGAGGGGAAAAAUUACGCCGAAUCGGGAUCUCCAGAAGCUUGUAAGAACAAAUGGGUGGAAGUGAAGAAAAUUGGUAAAAUUCAAGAAAAGUUCCAAACGUUGAGGAAGAUAGAGUUAAGGAGGAUAUUUCCGGUCUUAGAACCGACCCAAAAGCUCGUCGAGCUGAAGAGAUCCGUAGUUUACAAUGUUAGAAAGGGUUCUAAGUAUACUCCAACUAUGAAAAAAGUUACUACUGAUCUAACAAGAGAGAAUAUAGCCAACUGGAAGGAAUUGGUGUUGAAAGAGUACAAUUUCAAAGCUAAUGGUUCAACCAUUCAAUGUGGCCAUCUUCAUCCUUUGAAUAAGUGUGUACACGAAACCGGAGGGUACGGAUCCCGAGGUUAUUGGUAUGAUUUGGAUCCAGAAGAAGCGAACAAGAAUCUCUUGAGGACUCACACAACAGCUGUUAUAGCGAAGAAGCUGUAUCAGCUUGCGCAGAUGAAGCAAAUUUCUUUUGACAGUAUCAGUAAGUACUAUUCCGUUGAUCGACUUUUCAUGAAUGAAUCCGUUGAUAGGACUCAUCUCGCUGAGUUUCACCAGAUUGAAGGUGUGAUUUGUGGUAAAGGGCUUUCCCUAGGUCAUCUCCUCGGAGUUCUUGAGGAGUUCUUCUCUCGUAUGGGAAUGUCGUCCAAGCUCCGUUUCAAGCCGGCUUUUAAUUCGUACAUGGAGCCCAACAUGGAAAUUUUUAGCUAUCAUGAAGGAUUUAAGAAGUGGGUGGAGGUUGGGAAUUCCGGCAUGUUUAGGCCGGAGAUGUUGCGGUCGAUGGGGUUUCCGGAAGAUGUCCGGGCGAUUGCUUGGGGUCUUUCACUUGAUAGGCCUACAAUGAUACGUUAUGGAGUGCAUAACAUCAGAGAUAUGUUUGGGCAUAAGGUUGAUCUUAAGCUCAUUGAGAAAAACCCUAUUUGCAGUAUUCGUCUUCAAGGUACCGAUCCUGAUGCGUACGAUCUUAAUUUUCUGGUUCAGACAUAUUAA
This is a messenger RNA of Oldenlandia corymbosa var. corymbosa, 1191 nucleotides long. NCBI's taxonomy places the organism in Eukaryota, Viridiplantae, Streptophyta, Magnoliopsida, Gentianales, Rubiaceae. The record is from the annotation of a GenBank genome assembly.